GAUGGGGAGAGGGGUGAGAUCUCACAGUUUAGUUAUCUUUGGGAUGCCUCCCCUGACCCUUCUCUCUUCCUUUUCUCAGCCUUCAUCACCCAACAACACAUAGCGAGGGAGUGUCCAACGUGUUUAUUACAUAAACUGAAUGGAAAGGCAAAGCGUGACAAGUGCCACAAGAGAUGCACAUACUACUAUAGACGGUAAAGCAAGGCAAGGAGGGAAAAAGGAUCAUCAGCACGUGCCCAUCGACAUCCAGACCAGCAAGCUGCUCGACUGGCUGGUGGACAGAAGGCACUGCAACCUGAAAUGGCAGGGUCUGGUGCUGACAAUCCGAGAGAAGAUCAAUGCUGCCAUCCAGGACAUGCCAGAGAACGAAGAGAUUGCCCAGCUGCUCUCAGGAUCCUACAUUCAUUACUUCCACUGCCUAAGAAUUGUGGACCUUCUCAAGGGCACUGAAGCCUCCACAAAAAAUAUUUUUGGCCGAUACUCUUCACAACGAAUGAAGGAUUGGCAGGAGAUUGUAGCCCUGUAUGAGAAGGACAACACCUACUUAGUGGAACUCUCUAGCCUCCUGGUUCGGAAUGUCAACUACGAGAUCCCCUCACUGAAGAAGCAGAUCGCCAAGUGCCAGCAGCUACAGCAGGAGUACAACCGCAAGGAGGAGGAGGGCCAGGCAGGGGCCGCCGAGAUGCGGGAGCAGUUCUACCACUCCUGCAAGCAGUACGGCAUCACGGGAGACAAUGUCCGAAGAGAGCUGCUGGCCCUGGUGAAGGACCUGCCGAGUCAGCUGGCUGAUAUUGGAGCAGCAGCUCAGUCCCUGGGGGAAGCCAUCGACUUGUACCAGGCCUGUGUGGGCUUUGUGUGUGAAAGCCCCACAGAGCAGGUAUUGCCAAUGCUGCGAUACGUGCAGAAGCAAGGAAACUCAACAGUGUACCGAUGGAGGACGGGGACAGAGCCCUCGGUGGUGGAGCGGCCACACCUUGAGGCGCCUCCAGAGCAGGUGGAAGAAGACGCGAUUGACUGGGGCGACUUCGGGGCAGAGGCGGCUUCUGAAGGGAUUGACUACGGCAUCUCUGCCCAGGCCGCUGGAAUUGACUGGGGUAUCUCGCUGGACUCAGACUCAAAGGAAGCUGGGAGUGAUGGCAUAGACUGGGGAGACGAUGCUGCUGUUUCACAGAUCACGGUGCUGGAAGCCGGAACCCAGGCUCCAGAAGGUGUUGCUAGGGGCCCGGACGCUCUGACUCUCCUUGAGUACCCUGAGACCCGGAAUCAGUUUAUUGAUGAACUCAUGGAGCUUGAGAUCUUCUUGUCCCAGAGAGCAGUGGAGAUGAGUGAGGAGGCAGACAUCCUGUCAGUGAGCCAGUUCCAGCUGGCUCCAGCCACCCUGCAGGGCCAGACUAAGGGGAAGAUGGUCACCAUGGUGUCCAUGUUGCAGGAUCUGAUCGGCCAGCUCACCAGUCUCCGAAUGCAACACCUGUUUAUGAUCCUAGCCUCACCAAGGUAUGUGGACCGGGUGACUGAACUCCUCCAGCAAAAGCUGAAGCAAUCCCAGCUGCUGGCCUUGAAGAAGGAGCUGAUGGUGCAGAAGCAGCAGGAAGCGCUUCAGGAGCAGGCGGCCCUGGAGCCCAAGCUGGACCUGCUGCUAGAGAAGACCAGGGAACUGCAGAAGCUGAUUGAAGCUGACAUCUCCAAGAGGUACAACGGGCGUCCAGUAAACCUGAUGGGAACCUCUCUGUGACAUCCCUCCAUGUUCUUGCCUGCUCAUCUUCUCAGACUUCAGGAUGGAGGGGUCCUCCAUCAAGAGCUCAUGUUACAGGCCCCUUCCCAUCAAGAGACCAGGAAGACUGGAAGGCACAAAGCCACGUGAGAGAAUCAUCCCCCAGGUGGAAUAAGUAGAGGCUGUCACCUUAGCAUUCACUGUGAGAGACUGUGUUAAUUGGCCCUGUGGCCCGGUCAGCCUGAAACCACAGCUUCCGCUCUGUGUGGUUAGUCUAGUUGGGCUUAAUAAAAGAGGGAAAGAUUCUAUUGGCCAUUACUUAUUCUGCUUCUCUAAGCCUGGGAUUGAGGCUGUGCUGUUGUGGGGUUCUUGAUCCAGGUGGGCUCCCUGGGCCAUUGGAGCCCCAGGUUAAGGACUUUUCCACUUGGCCUCUGGCCCUAGGUACCGAGCUUACUAGCUACAGAUGGUCAACAAGGGGUUGUGGGGUAGCUGAGUUGGCUGGGCCCCUUUCUCUUCACAACCAGGCCCAGACUGGCCCACUCAGGCCAGCCGCCCAGGGGGAGCAGUCGAGCAGCAGCCUUGUUGGAGCCAGCAAAGCUGUAUUUUCCUCUUAAUCACAGCUUACCUCCAGGCAGAGGGAAACUGCGGUUUGGAGAGGAAGGGUCUGAUGAACAAGGUGGAGACAAGAGAUGUCACCUUCACUAGCUGCCUGUCCACUUCCUACCCAUAACUGCCUGCUCUGUGAUUGGAUAGAGCCCACCCUAGGAUAGCACCCCUCUCCCAAGCCACCUACCCAUCCGCAUUUCCCAGGAAGGGUAGGGGCUGGGGGUGGCCGGCAAUUCGAUUUUAAUUUCAUAGCAGAGC
Molecule: messenger RNA, 2575 nt
Organism: Trichechus manatus latirostris (Florida manatee)
Lineage: Eukaryota; Metazoa; Chordata; Mammalia; Sirenia; Trichechidae
Gene: CDK5RAP3
Product: CDK5 regulatory subunit associated protein 3
Exons: 14
Coding region: 140-1732 (530 amino acids)
Biological process (GO): regulation of mitotic cell cycle; regulation of cyclin-dependent protein serine/threonine kinase activity
Cellular component (GO): endomembrane system
Source: RefSeq, a predicted model, not a curated record